UGACAACGAAAGUGACAUUCAAAAAAAAUAAAUAAAAAUAAGCAUAUCAUACAAAAUUGUUGAAAAUAAUGGCAUCAGUGAAUAUAAGUGGUUUCAUAAAUUCCUUCGAUAAUAAGCUGGAACCCCCAAUCAAACACCAUUUGAAAAAUGUCUAUGCCUGUUUGGCCAUGUCAACUCUGGCAGCUGGUUUAGGAGCCAUAAUUGCAACCCACAAUUUGAUCAAGACAGAAGCAGGCUUAUUUUGUGCUAUAGGAGCCGCAGUUUUCUUGUUUUUAUUGCUAAUAUACCCAGACGACGAUGGCAAAGAAACAGCCAAAAGAGUAGGAUACCUUUUCGGUUUCUCUGUAUUGAGCGGAUUUGGCAUGGGCCCCUUGCUUAAAUAUGCUAUGAUAGUAGACCCAAGCAUCAUUGUUACAGCUUUAAUUUCUACUAGUCUAGUCUUUGUAUCAUUUAGCCUUUGCGCUAUAUUCUCUGAGAGAGGCAAAUGGCUGUACUUGGGCGGAAUUCUUCUAACCUUACUAAACAGCUUGAUGCUUAUGGGUUUUGCUAACAUAUUCCUUAAAUCAACUGUAUUAUGGAACAUUCGUGCAUAUCUGGGAAUUUUUGUUAUGUGUGGAUAUAUUUUGUAUGACACACAAGCUAUAAUUGUGAAGAGGAAAAUGGGAAGCAAGGAUGUUGUAGCUCACGCGUUGGACUUGUUUGUUGAUGUGCUUGGAAUUUUCAGGAAAUUGCUUAUAGUUUUGUCCCAGAAGGAAGAACAGAGGAAGAAGAGAAGGAACUCUUAACUGAAGUCAUGUACUUGGAGUUAUUUGAUCAUAUAACUAAUAUAACUUCUAUUUUCCAUAAUUUCUUAUUUGAAUUCAAAUUUUUGUUAGAAUAUUUAUUCUCACAAUAUUAACCUUCCUGGGAUUUGUAAAUUAUAAUAUGUGUAAUAAAUUGGAAAUUUCUUUCGUAAUA
Messenger RNA from Ceutorhynchus assimilis (cabbage seed weevil), 957 nucleotides. The record is from the annotation of a GenBank genome assembly. Lineage: Eukaryota; Metazoa; Arthropoda; Insecta; Coleoptera; Curculionidae.